UCUCGCGAGAAUACAGUAAACUCAUCGCUGUCAUGUUAGACUGGCUCAUUGUCUCUUUCCCAGCUUAUAUUAGCACAAGAAAAGCACAAAGAGUCCCUCUACAGACAAACCGAGCCAAUCUCCAAAAUAGUAUCAGUGCGAGCAUGGCUGAUAUACAGUCGGAUAACGUGAAAGUUCUUGAAAUUUUUGAUGCUGCAGCUAAAUUGCAGCAUGCCAUUGAAAGAAGUGACGACCCUACAAAUUCACGCGAGUACCAGGAGAAGCUCAAGAAAUGUGUUCACAUGUUGGAAGAUGUCACAAUGAUGGUGUCACACUUAGGUGUGUUUAGCUCUAACGAGGCUGUGGAAGAAGUAGGCACGAAUGAUUUGAGAUAUUUCUUGUUACCAGCACUGCUUGGUCACCUGAGUCUCAAUUUGAUGGGGGAGGAUACCAACAGAUCUGACAUCUUGAAGGUGGCAGAAGUGUACCACCGGGACUUCUUGCGGCGUUGCCAUGACUACGGCGUGACCACGGUCGAGGCUCCUGAGCCGAGCGAGGACAGCGAACACCGGCACCCUGGGCGGCCGGACGUCGCCGCGAUGGGCCGGCAGCGCGACGAGAAGAUCAGGCGAUUCAGGGAACAGAAGGAGAACGAGGCGCGUCUGGCUGAACUCAGUAGCGCGGUGGAGAAUCAACGGGUGGACGACGAAGUAAAAAGAGAAUUUUAUUUGUUAAACAUUCAGAAAUGGAUACACAAUGCACUAGAGGACUUACAAAGCAUUAUCAUGGAAAAGCAGGUUUUAGAACACAUGACCAAGAGGAAAGCGCAAGGCAAGGGAGAGGAAGCGGAGAAACGACCGCCUCCUAAAGCUACUUUCAAACCUGUUAUUAUAACAAAAGACAAGCUGCAGGCGGCCGUCUUUGGAGCAGGUUAUCCUAGCCUACCCAUCUAUACUGUUGAUGAAUUUAUAGAGCAACGUUAUGGCAACAUGGAAGCGGCAUCACAAGCAGGUAACAGCUUGAUGGAUAGAGCAAUGAACCCAGAGGAAGCAGCAAACGACGAUGAAAAGGAGGCUACAGAGAAGGAAGAAGCACAGGAGAGAGAUGAUCCAGCUGCCCUUGGCAAAGCUCGUGAUUGGGAUGAGUGGAAAGAUGAUCACCCAAAAGGCUAUGGCAACAGAAUGAAUCGAAGUUAGUCAAGCAACCGAGGACAUCUGCCAUUUUCCAUUUCCCCUGGCAGGUUUUUCCAAAGACACUCGGUUUUUCUGCAGUGUAAUGCAACAGCUGAAGAUGGAUACUGUGUGGCACUCUCCCACUCAAUAACUAAUCAUGAUUCAUCCUUCCUGCUUUAUAGGCAAUUAUGUAGAAGACUAGUGAGAAGAACAGCAUAAGGGUUAUGACAUGAGGUUAAAUUUCAAGGUGAACUUGGCCACUUGGGACUUCUGCUUAGAUCUAACGUCGGCAUACCAACAUUUAACUGACCAUUAUAUCAGGAGUGAAUGAAAUCAAAUUUGGUUUGAUUCACGCCUCAUAAUUAUUAUAUCACAAGUUCUCACUUCCCAUCUUAAAAGUUGCAUUGCAACGAAUAUGUACUAAAAUGCUUCAUGGUGAUGUAAGGUGUUAUGACUGUAGUUCAUAGCUUGCAAGUAACUGUUGGCUUCAUUAACAAUCUGGAAAGUGUAUGUACUGGUUUAUUUACAUAAGUGAUAACUGCCUGACUGCAGAUAAGCGAAGUACAAAACAGAGGACUGCUUCACAGAUGGACUAUUGAGUUUGAUUAGCAUUGUUGUAUUUUAUUCCCCUAUUAGAUUGUAUUGCGUAUGGUUAAAUGCAUGAAUCGCAACUCAUCUCCAUUGCAUUCUGUCAAAGAUGCCUGACCAGGAUAUAAUACACAGCAUUUUGUAACAGUAUCUCGAAUUAUAAGAAACAAUAAACCUGCAGAUUUGUUUUGUUAUUUAAAA
Molecule: messenger RNA, 1940 nt
Organism: Priapulus caudatus
Lineage: Eukaryota; Metazoa; Priapulida; Priapulimorpha; Priapulimorphida; Priapulidae
Product: immunoglobulin-binding protein 1-like
Exons: 8
Coding region: 33-1175 (380 amino acids)
Biological process (GO): regulation of dephosphorylation; regulation of signal transduction
Cellular component (GO): cytosol
Molecular function (GO): protein phosphatase 2A binding
Source: RefSeq, a predicted model, not a curated record